Mobula hypostoma (lesser devil ray) is the source of this 3923-nucleotide messenger RNA. RefSeq names its product cyclin dependent kinase 2 (gene cdk2). Gene Ontology annotation, cellular component: cyclin-dependent protein kinase holoenzyme complex; nucleus; cytoplasm. The coding region runs from base 143 to 1039 and encodes 298 amino acids. The transcript has 7 exons. The record is from RefSeq and is a predicted model, not a curated record. Gene Ontology annotation, molecular function: cyclin binding; ATP binding; cyclin-dependent protein serine/threonine kinase activity. Gene Ontology annotation, biological process: signal transduction; regulation of G2/M transition of mitotic cell cycle; G1/S transition of mitotic cell cycle. Lineage: Eukaryota; Metazoa; Chordata; Chondrichthyes; Myliobatiformes; Myliobatidae.
CGGUGCUAACUGUUAUUUGUCAUUUUCAAGCCCGGAUGAAAGUUACAAUUGCAGUGUCAGAUCACUAGUAUUAAGUCGCCCAUUAUUUAGUCAUUCAUUAACUGGAGCGUAAGGGUCGGGGUGGGGUGGGGGGAUUGAGAGAAUGGACAGUUUCCAGAAAGUAGAGAAAAUAGGAGAAGGAACGUACGGUGUGGUUUAUAAAGCCAAAAACAAAGACACGGGAGAAGUGGUGGCCCUGAAGAAAAUCCGACUUGACACGGAAACUGAAGGUGUGCCAAGUACAGCAAUACGAGAAAUCUCCCUUCUCAAGGAACUGAACCAUCCCAACAUAGUCAAGUUACUUGAUGUCAUUCAUACGGAGAAUAAACUCUAUUUGGUCUUUGAGUUCCUGCAUCAGGAUCUGAAGAAGUUCAUGGACGUCUCUUCGGUCACUGGGAUCCCAUUGCCACUCAUCAAGAGUUACCUAUUCCAGCUGCUGCAGGGUCUCGCAUUUUGUCAUUCUCACCGGGUGCUUCACCGGGACUUGAAGCCCCAGAACCUGCUGAUCAAUGCCGAAGGUGCGAUUAAACUAGCUGACUUUGGACUCGCGCGAGCUUUUGGUGUACCUGUUCGCACGUACACCCAUGAGGUUGUCACACUGUGGUAUCGUGCCCCUGAGAUCCUCCUGGGAUGUAAAUAUUACUCUACUGCAGUCGACAUCUGGAGUCUUGGCUGCAUCUUUGCUGAAAUGAUCACAAGGAGAGCCUUAUUCCCUGGAGACUCUGAGAUAGAUCAGCUGUUUCGCAUAUUCCGAACCCUUGGAACACCAGAUGAUUCCAUCUGGCCAGGAGUGACGUCCAUGCCCGAUUACAAGCCCACAUUUCCAAGGUGGAUUCAACAGGAUCUUAGUAAAGUGGUCCCCCCUUUGGAUGAUAUUGGCAGGGAUCUGUUGGCGCAAAUGCUUCAAUAUGAUCCAAGCAAGCGCAUCUCAGCGAAGAGUACCCUGUCCCAUCCCUUCUUCCAAGAUGUGACCAAACCUGUCCCUCACCUUCGAGCUUAAAGUUCAGCCUAUCAAUUGCUGCUCUGAGGAAGUCUCAUGAAGGGAACUGACAAAAGUGUUUAUUUAUACUGUCUGCCCAGUCGUUAUUCCCAGAAGUGCCAAAGAUCCAUUAUUUGCCACUAUCAUCUUUGAGCUUUUAUUUACAAAUUCCAUCUGAUCUUUGUGAACAUUCAAAUUUAACAUUUUUUUAAAAUAUUGAAUAUUCUUGCAUUCCUUUGAUAAAUGGAUGACCUCCAGUUACCCUACCUCACGGGAGUAUAAGCAACAGUUUGAAAGCUUCUGGAAAGUGGCUGUGAAUCCAUUGUAGUACAGAGAGACAGAAUAAUUGUGCAUUUGUGCUUUAAGUCUCUGUUCCUAAAAUGUGUUGUGAUUAUUUUGACCAAUUAACCAAAAUAAUUUUUAAAAAUCUGACAUCUUUUAAUCUAAGAGAAAACUAAUCUCUGUUAAAGAAAUAAUCUAAUGGCUCAGAGGUGUAAAUCUCCAUCUCUGAGCAACACAAACCAAACAGCUCAUAGUAUGAUUCUUCAUAUUUCCUGAUUUCAGUCAGGGUUCCACAAUUGGCUUGGUUGGGAGAGAUGAAAAGGCCAUGACUUCACUUCACUUGUUAUCCAACAACCUCGCUGGCGAUUUGCAUGUAGGAAUACAUAACAUGAAUGCAACAGUCCCUUCAAUUGGAUGUUUAACCAACAUUCAUUAUCCAGUCUGGCGUAUGAAGAGUGAUCUUUUAGACAAGGUAGAAACUACUCAGUGAGCUUGAAGAGUGAGUGGAGAAGGGAUUAAGUAACAGGAUGAUGAUUUAUUGAAUAAUUAAACUAGACUGUGCUGUUGGUCUAUUGUGAAACUAAGCCACAAGGAAAUCUGGGUGCUAAGUUAGCUCAUCUCAGCUAGUUUUGCAGUGAGGUCACAGUAAUUAAUCAGAGUUUUAUUUAGUAAGAUGAACUUGGGUCACCAUUUGGGUGUCUCCGGCACAGAAUGUGUUAGUGUGAACAUUAGGUGAAGCAUGGCGAGGAAGGUAAGAGAUGGGAAGUAGUUAGUCCAUCAAAAGACAAAUGUAAAUUUAUUAAUAAUACUUUAUUAUAAUUAACUUGACUAGUAGUGUGUUCACCUAGCAGAUAUGUUAUAGUUAUAGCAGUUAGUUUCUUAUGAUUAGUCAGGAUGGUCACUUUAGAUUAGUACACCAUGAUUAAGUCUAGAUUUCAGGUGCUUUUGUCUCUCCCUGCAGGAACAUGACUGCUGUCGUUUAGUCAUGUAACAGCUGCCCAUACUUGUGGGAUCGACUAUGCAGUAGGUCCAGGUGGUGAAUUGGUCCUUCUCUUUCUUACUGGUCUCGGUCAUGACUCAAUUUGGGAUGUUGCAACAAUUUCAAGAAGCAAAUGCUGGUCUUGCAUUAGUGAAGAAUUCGGAAAGGAAUAGAGAAAGCACAAGCAACAUGCAUGAUAAACAGUAUUCAUUUGCACAGUGGAUCCAUAAGCUAAUGGUCAGAUGCUAAAUUUGCAGGAAGCUUCUAAAUCAUUUAGCCUUUAAUUCCUGUUUAUUUACCUUAGGUUGAAUAUCCAGUUCCACAAAAAGCUUAAUUAGGACUUCAUAGCUUAUGAUGUCACUUAAAGAUAAUAAUUAAAUAUGCAUUUUUGAACCUUUUUAAACUUUUAAUUUGUUGUAUGCAUCUCCUAAUUGUAGGCCAGCAAAGGGCAAUUUUCCAGUGUUUUGAGACUGGUUAUAAAUAUUAUUAGCUCCUCACAAUAUCACCUGAAUUCUUAUGAAAGUUUAAACCAGCACUUGUGCGCGUGAACACAAUCUGACUGCUGUUACUUUGGACUGAUUUGUAAUUAAUUGGCCUGCAGUGGUGCUUCAAAUUCAGUGACAAUGUGUCUUGCAACUCAAACAUACUAGACAAUUAUACUUGUGUACAGCCUCUGCUGUGCUUUGUUAGUGAUUUUCAGUUUGCCUAAUGGUCAAUGCAACUAGUCCCUCAACAUGUCGUAUACUAACAUGGUGAAUAAGCUGAUGAAGACACCAGCAAGGCCUAAAUUGCAAAACUACUUCCCUGUGACGUCCACAAAUUGGUCAAAAUUAUGGUCACCUAAUAAUUCCCAAGCUUUGUCAAUGGGUCUUGGGAAAAUCUUGGAUGCAGCAACUUAUUCCAGAAUUAUUUUCCAGCUUGCAGAUCUCUAAGGGAGAAGAAAACAGAAUGAAAUUAUUGAUAAAUUAUGUAAAGUGAUUAAGCCAAGAGGGCUCUUAGUGAUAAAAGCCAUUGUUCAGUAAGAAAAUGAGCAGCACAAUAAGGAAAAUCCCUGGUUUAGUCCUUGCCUGUACUGAUUUAGAUUAUGUUGGUACCUGAAUUAGAAAAGAGGGCUAACUGCAGUAAAUUUUAUUUCGUGUUCCAUUAUGAAGUUUCCCAGCCAUCCACUCCCACCUUGGUUCUACUUGCCUUAUGCUGCAGUAACUAAUCUAUUUCAAACCAAGGCUUAUCUGGGUGUAUAUGUUCAAACAGCUAUCUGUUUUAUAUCUUUAAAGAUGUAUUCAGAUUUAUUAUCUUAGUUAAGGAAUGUUGUACAUUCUGGUUCUCUUGGUGACUUUUCUGUGUUCCUUCUCUUUGAGACACUGCCUUGCUGUACAGCCAGCCAAGAUAGUGAUCUUAAAUGUAGUGCUUACUAUUAUCACCAAAUUUUGAGUCCAUGGAUUAGCUUUGGUUUGAUUUUCUUUUAAAACUCUGGGAUUCUUGAGAUUUGCAAUUACCAUGUUUUGAACUUUUGGAAAAUUAAAAAUAUUUGUAGACUAAAUUAUUUGUCACAGAAAAAUUAAAAACUAUCCUGUAACACCUACUUUUGUCUGCAUUUUAUGUGAACCAGUAAGAGGGCACACAUUUUUGUCUCCCUUUUAUGCU